Molecule: messenger RNA, 3421 nt
Organism: Saccostrea echinata
Lineage: Eukaryota; Metazoa; Mollusca; Bivalvia; Ostreida; Ostreidae
Exons: 7
Coding region: 10-1134 (374 amino acids)
Source: RefSeq, a predicted model, not a curated record
GCUCUGAAUAUGUACAUAUACGUUCAUAUUUUAUUCUGUGUUGUCACAGUUUUGAAAUUUUCCAAGACAUAUGACAACCUUGCGUUGAAUAGACAAGCUGAGCAAAGCUCAACAAAAGCAGUUCAAGCGGGCCCCAAUCUUGUGGUUGAUAAUAACACAGAUCAGAGGUUUGCAUCUUGCGCAAGCACAGAACAAACGUCCGUUGUGUGGUGGAGGGUCGACUUAGGCGAAGUAAAAAGUAUCCAUGACAUCCGGGUCUUCUACCGUAAUGACAGCGAUAACUACAUUCAAUUAAGACUCAAGUACCACGCCGGAUUUUCUCUUUAUAUAUCGAACACCAAAUGUUCAAAUAGCCCCAAUGAAGGAUACUUGUGCUACCAGAACAAUGGCACAGUAUUUCAUCUGGAAUCAGAUCACGUGUGUACACGUCAUGGGCGUUACGUCACGUACUAUAAUUGGAGACAAAAAGAUUUGACCUAUGCGGAACUCUGUGAAGUCCAAGUGUUUGGGUGUGCUUCAGCAGGAGUUUAUGGAGAAAAUUGCGAAAAGAAAUGUCCCAUCAACUGCCGGAACAACCAAUGUGACAUAGUGACAGGAGCGUGUCUACAGUGUAUUGACGGCUGGGGAGGACAACACUGUGAUCAGAACCUUACCGUCGAGGUGUUUGUGCCUAUGCCGCUUACCUCCACUCCAUCCUCUUCUCAGCUGCAGAUAUAUAGAGCUCUUGUCGGUGGUCUUUUUCUCGCUUUGGUUGUCUUUGUUGGGGUCACCAUAGCUUUAUCUUACAUUGCAAGAAAACUACAUGUAAAAACAAAGCAAACAAAAAAUGGACACACAACACAUAUAACAACUGAACAGGACAAUGGUUACGCAACAUUGGGUGUUGAGCUAAACCAUCAGUACAGUCAGUUAGGGAUCAGCACUACAGAGAAUGUGUCUGGUGAGCAUCGGUACCUUCAAAUUAGGGCCAACAGGAGACAACCGCAGGAGUCCAGUGAUGCCCGGGGCAGUCAGACUAGUGUCAAAAGUAUUGAAGACACAGAACCAAGCGAUCAUCACUACAGCCAACUAGGGGUCAACAGAACCAAAUCCCAAGAAUCCAACAACUCUAAUAAUUACGUUCAUAUCUUAUGAAUCCUUAAAAUGAUCCUGAGAGAGCAGUUGCGGGUGACCAAACCAUAAUUCCUUUAAAGUCUUUAUAGUUUUGAUGUUUUUGAAAACAAAAUAGUUAACAAAGCGAACUAAUUUUUUGUGUCUACAACACCAAGGGAUUACUUUGCCUGUGUCUAUUUAAGUAUCCUUCUGUCUCAACUUAUACCAUGAUAACUGUAAGAGGUAGGGAUCUGAUACAUUGUAGUUAGUUCCAAUACUUUGAAACAUUGGCUUUUGGUAAAUACCCGGGUUACUGUCCUUGUGAUCUUGAACCUAGCCAUUGACCUGCAUGCUUUUCAAAAUACUUCAUAAUAUCCAUUUACAAUUGUAUGUUCCAAGAACUAUAGAAGAUAUGUCUAUGCUAAUUAUCAUGGGCACUGCUUGUCACAGGUUGCUUUGAAAAAUACCAGCGUUUCAGUCUGACUUUGACCUUGACCUAAAUUUUAAGAAUACUCAGAACCUUUAUUGCAGCCCGGAGGACCGGGCUGCUCUAUACAUACAAGAUUAAGUGUUGGUAUAUGGGGAUUGAGGUGGGAGAAGUUAUUCUGAAUUAAAGGUUUUCUAAACAUUAAAAAGAUUGUUAAUCAGAAUGUUCUUUCCCUUUAUAAAUUACGAGAUACACAAUAUAUUUACUUCCAUAAAGUGAAUCUGUAAAAAUAUAUAUGUUUUUCAUAUUUAAUAUAUAAAGUUGCUUAUCAUUUACUAUCGAAAAAACGACAGGUCCCUUUUUUUAGAACAUCGAAUUUUACUUAUCGCAUAAAAACGUAAAAACGUACUUUACACAGUUCGUGUUUUAUAAUCUUAAAGUGAAAGACAUUUUGAAAAUAGGUGAUGCAUGUGUCUGGUUUCAAAUUAUAUUUUAUGUAGCCAACAUUUACUUGAGGAAUUGAUAAAGUUUAAAAGGGUAUCGUUUUUGUUCGAUUUUCAUCCGACUAUAAGUUUUCAAAAUAUUCUCUACUAUCGUCUCCAUCAUUUAGACGCAUGCCUUUUUCACACAUAUCGAAGCGGUUUAAUGAUCAAGACUCAUUUCCAUUGUUUACUUUAUUUAUUUCCCGGGUGACAAUUGAUGGUUACAUCAAUGUUUUCUUGUUUGAAUUUUGAGAGGUAGGACUUUGGUAAUUAGCAUAUAUAAACGUAUAAACGUAUAACACGUUUAUCACCUCAUGAUACAAUAUUAAAGGGCAUAGACACAGAUGUUAAUAUUUUCUCAAAUUUUCUGUAUUAUAUCAUGACUCAUAUAUUGCUAUAGCAUUUAACAGGGAAAUAUAAUAAAAGACGUAUUCUAUCUGAAAAUUAUUGAAACUACGAAAUUCGGGACGCGUGUGAUUGACACAUACUUGCACUUUCACAAUUAAACUUUAUCCUUAAUACUUAAAAAAGGUAGAAAUUUUGUUGUGUAUUAAUGAAGAAAUUAAAGAUAUAAUUCAGAAAAUUCAGAGUAGAAAUGUGAGAAAGCAAAACCAACUCACCAGUAUUGUCAGUCCGUGCACAGUGAUGUGCGCAGAGUUUAACAAAUGAAACACACCCGGUGGAACGUAGACUGUUUUGUAAACAAGGCACAAGCUCUGUUAUUGUUAAUGUUUACGUUUCAAUGGGUGUGUUCAAUUUGUUAAACUCUAAGGAUAAAGUCUGUGUCUAUGUUCCUUUAAACUGUAUGAAAUACUUUAUGAAACAAAUGGAAAUUAAAACGUAUUUGGUAUAGUGUAUGAAAGUAAAACGUUGAUGGUUAUGUUUUAAUUUUGCUAAAGCAAAAAACAUUAAAACUCUUUAGUUCCUAUAUUCAGUGCUUGAUCUAAAAGAAAAAGACUGAAGUCGUCGCCUUAUAAUUACACUGUUCUAUCUGAAUUUUGCGAUAUUUUAUUAAAAAAAAUGAAAGCAAAGUUCAGAGAUCAUUAUCUCUUCAUUCAUAGCCUUUUAGACUUUGGGAUAAGGUAGAAAUACCAAAUAAAUGCUAAUCUAUGGCAAAAUAAAGUUAUUGUUUUGUAAAUUUGAGCAAAAAUAUGAAAUAAAAUGACAUUUUAAAUGUUGCUAGAACAUUCUAUUCGAUAUUUUUGUGCAUUCCAUAUAGAGUUUAGUGAAAAAGGUGACGAUAACAAACAGUGAUCGAUAAAAAAAAAAGACUACAAACAAUGUAAGUCUGUAAACAGACAAUCAGUUGUUAUUUAACAUGAAUUUCUCAAUUCUGCUUUGAAAAGUUUUUAUAUGAAAGAAUUAUGAUGUCAUAAAUUCUCUAAAAAUUCCUUUUUGUCAAUUCAAUCAACUCUUUAAA